Messenger RNA from Sugiyamaella lignohabitans, 1383 nucleotides. It is a transcript of the gene APE1, whose product is annotated as Ape1p. The record is from RefSeq and is a predicted model, not a curated record. Lineage: Eukaryota; Fungi; Ascomycota; Dipodascomycetes; Dipodascales; Trichomonascaceae. Gene Ontology annotation, molecular function: metalloaminopeptidase activity; zinc ion binding. Gene Ontology annotation, biological process: proteolysis. Bases 1 to 1383 code for a protein of 460 amino acids. The transcript has a single exon. Gene Ontology annotation, cellular component: fungal-type vacuole.
AUGGGGAAUAACUACUCUGAAGCUUUUAUAAAAGCUAUUUAUGAGAAUCCUACGGUGUACCAUUGGUGCAAUUACACCUCGGAAUUCUUGACAGCCCGGGGGUUUCAGUAUCUUCCUGAACGAGAGAAUUGGGAUGGAAAAAUAAAACGAGGUGGAAGCUACUAUACUACUCGGAAUGGCUCAUCAAUUGUGGCUUUUAAGAUUGGGUCGAAAUGGAAAUUGGGAGAUAAUGGUGUCGGCGUGAUUGGUUGUCAUAUCGAUGCCCUUACAGCUAAGAUUAAGCCCAUUUCCAAAAAGGCGUUUAAGCAAGGCUACCGUCAGCUGGGGGUGGCUCCAUAUUCUGGUGGUAUGUCCAGCGUUUGGUGGGACCGAGAUCUUAGUAUUGGCGGAAGGGUGAUUGUGAAAUCACAAGAUGGCUCGUUUUCGACUAAGCUCGCCCAUGUUGAACAUCCGAUAGCGAGAAUUCCUACUUUAGCGGAGCACUUUGGAAAACCUUCGGAGGGUCCGUUUAACAAGGAAACUCAAAUGACACCAAUUAUUGGGCAUGAGACCACUGACGAAGACAACGCUACUGACGAAGAAAAGAAGUCCCCGCUUUACGGGCGUCACGAUAUAAAAUUACUCAGAGCUAUUGCCCAAAAUGUCGGCGUUAGUGUCAGUGAACUUUAUCAGCUUGAACUCGAAUUAUUUGACUCCCAACCUGGCGCUCUGGGGGGUCUUGACAGAGAGUUUAUGUUUUGUCCUCGGUUAGAUGACAAGCUAUGCUCUUUUGGUGCCAUUCAGGCCCUCGUGGAGACUUCUGCUCCUUCUGAUGCGAUCAAUUGUGUGGCAUUGUUUGAUAAUGAAGAAAUUGGAUCGCUAUUGAGACAGGGCGCUAAAGGUGGUCUUUUCCAGCAUGCAAUUCAACGCGUGUUUCAACAAUUAGGUGAUUUUGAUGACGACUACUUGCGUCAAACAUUUGCCAAUUCAUUCUUUAUCUCAUCUGAUGUGACACAUGCUGUCAAUCCCAACUUCAGCGAUUCUUAUCUUGAAAAUCACAAACCAAAGCUCAACACUGGUUUAGUAGUCAAGUUGGAUCCCAAUGGACAUACAACUAGUGACGGAGUUUCUACGGCCUUUAUAGAGGAAGUAGCACGAAGAACUGGUAACAAACUUCAAUACUUCCAUAUUCGAAAUGAUGGCGUAUCAGGCGGUACCAUUGGACCUAUGUUUUCAUCUGCCACCGGAAUCCGUUCCGUUGAUGCGGGAAUCCCUCAGCUGUCCAUGCAUUCUAUCAGGGCAACUACUGGUUCGAGAGACCUGGAGCUUGGUGUAAAGAUGUACAGUGGAUUUUUCAACACUUGGACUUCCGUGGAUGCAGACUUUCGUAAGGGUGACAUUUAA